AUGGGGGAUAAGCUGACCCGUAUUGCCAUCGUCUCGGCGGACAAGUGCAAGCCGAAGAAAUGCCGUAGCGAGUGUAAAAAAUCUUGUCCUGUUGUUCGAUCAGGCAAGCUCUGCAUCGAAGUCGACAACACCUCCCGAAUCGCCUUCAUCAGCGAACGCCUCUGCAUAGGCUGCGGCAUCUGUCCCAAAAAGUGUCCCUUCGACGCUAUCAAUAUCAUCAACUUACCCACCAACCUCGAAACUCAAGUCACACAUCGUUAUUCUGCCAACAGCUUCAAGCUCCAUCGCCUGCCCAUGCCAAGACCCGGUCAGGUGUUAGGACUGGUGGGAACGAACGGUAUUGGCAAGAGUACAGCGUUGAAGAUCCUGGCGGGCAAGAUGAAGCCGAACCUGGGGCGGUACGAUAACCCGCCAGAUUGGGAGGAGAUCCUGAAGUACUUCAGGGGUUCGGAGCUGCAGAACUUCUUCAAGAAGGUCCUCGAGGAUGAUCUCAAGGCUGUUACCAAGCCACAAUACGUUGACCAGAUUCCAAAGGCGGUCAAGGGCACCAACCGCACCGUCGGCUUCCAGAUGACACAACGCUGCCAAGUUGGUGACGAGCGCCUGGAUGAGAUUGCCGAAGUCCUUGAACUAAAGCAAGUCUGGGAUCGUGAUAUCGAACUCCUGUCCGGCGGUGAAUUGCAACGUUUCGCCAUCGCCAUGGUCUGCGUCCAAAAGGCCGACGUGUACAUGUUUGACGAGCCCUCUUCCUUCCUGGAUGUCAAGCAACGUUUAGCGGCUUCACGUAUCAUCCGUAGUCUCCUUCGCCCGGACUGCUUCGUCAUUGUCGUCGAGCACGAUCUGGCUGUCCUCGACUACCUUUCCGACUACAUCUGCGUCUUGUAUGGCAAGCCGGCCGUCUAUGGUGUAGUCACGGCACCCUUCUCGGUUCGUGAAGGCAUCAAUAUCUUCCUCGAUGGCAACGUCCCGACUGAGAACUUGCGUUUCCGCGAGGAGAGUCUGCAGUUCCGUGUAGGCGAGGCAGGAGAGGAGUAUCUGACAGACAAGUCCCGUGCCUACGGCUACCCCAAGAUGCAAAAGACCCUCGGCGACUUCAACCUCAGCGUCGAGCCAGGCGAGUUCACUGACUCUGAGAUCCUUGUCCUAAUGGGUGAGAACGGUACCGGCAAGACCACCUUUUGCAAAAUGCUUGCCGGUGCAGAGAAACCAGAUGGUACACAGAAAGUACCGCAAAUGAGCAUCAGCAUGAAGCCGCAAAAGAUCACGCCCAAAUUCACCGGCACCGUCCGACAACUCUUCUUCAAGAAGAUCAAGACUGCCUUCUUGUCUCCACAAUUCCAGACAGACGUCUACAAACCACUGAAACUAGACGACUUCAUCGACCAGGAAGUCCAGAACUUGUCCGGAGGAGAGUUGCAGCGUGUCGCUAUUGUUCUAGCUCUCGGCAUGCCCGCAGACGUCUACCUCAUUGACGAGCCGUCCGCUUACCUGGACUCGGAGCAACGUAUCAUCGCCGCCCGCGUGAUCAAACGCUUCAUCAUGCACAGCAAGAAAACAGCCAUGGUCGUCGAGCACGAUUUCAUCAUGGCCACCUACCUCGCCGACCGCGUCAUCGUCUUCGAUGGCCAGCCGUCUAUCAAGGCUCGGGCGAAUAAACCCGAGAGCUUGCUCACGGGCUGCAACCGUUUCCUCAAGGCUUUGGACGUGACGUUCCGUCGUGAUCCCAACACCUUCCGUCCGAGGAUCAAUAAGCUCCAUAGUCAGCUGGAUAACGAGCAGAAGGGCAACGGGAAUUAUUUCUUCAUGGAAGAGGAGUCCUAA
Molecule: messenger RNA, 1821 nt
Organism: Recurvomyces mirabilis
Lineage: Eukaryota; Fungi; Ascomycota; Dothideomycetes; Mycosphaerellales; Teratosphaeriaceae
Gene: RLI1
Product: Fe-S cluster-binding ribosome biosynthesis protein
Exons: 4
Coding region: 1-1821 (606 amino acids)
Biological process (GO): translational initiation; translational termination; ribosomal subunit export from nucleus
Molecular function (GO): iron ion binding; ATP binding; ribosomal small subunit binding
Source: RefSeq, a predicted model, not a curated record